AUGGUGAUGAUUUCAAGAUCUGCUGGAAGCAUCUUCGUCUGCCUUCCUUACAUAUUUAUCAUCCUCUCUGGCGGGGAGUUAUCUCCCCUUGGAUCCUUGUUACUAGACCUUGUAUGGUUAUGGGGUGUUGUCAUGAGAUGGUCAGAGGUGAUUUGUUGUGAAGGUUUGAAGAUUUUUCAGUUCAUGGUUAAGCUCGGUGCUUAG
Messenger RNA from Arabis nemorensis, 204 nucleotides. NCBI's taxonomy places the organism in Eukaryota, Viridiplantae, Streptophyta, Magnoliopsida, Brassicales, Brassicaceae. The record is from the annotation of a GenBank genome assembly.